This is a messenger RNA of Cucumis sativus (cucumber), 1513 nucleotides long. Its product is annotated as leucine-rich repeat extensin-like protein 3. The transcript has 2 exons. Bases 87 to 1283 code for a protein of 398 amino acids. Lineage: Eukaryota; Viridiplantae; Streptophyta; Magnoliopsida; Cucurbitales; Cucurbitaceae. The record is from RefSeq and is a predicted model, not a curated record.
GCAAACAGUAUAUAGCAAACAAUCACUUGAAAAUUUUAAGAUCUUACCCAUUGAUGCUUCUCGCAAAACCUCCUCCACUUCAUUGAAUGUUUCUUAUGGAUCCCACCAUUUCUCUCCUUCUUCUCCUUGUUUUAACAUCUUUCUUCACUAGUUUGUUUGGCCGAACAGCUGAAGCUCUAACGUCAGUCACUCGAAUCACAAUAGUGGGCGCAGUUUAUUGUGACACAUGUUUGAGCAACAGUGUCUCCAAACACAGCUACUUCUUGCCUGGUGUGGAUGUUCAUUUACAGUGCAAAUUCAGAGCAAUUGCUCCCAAAAUGGCUGAGCAAAUGGCCUUCUCUGUCAACAGAACAACAGAUAAAUAUGGAGUAUAUAGAUUGGAAAUUCCAUCUGUGGAUGGAAUCAAUUGUGCUGAUGGUAUGACAAUGCAGUCAUUUUGCCAGGCAAGCUUAAUAGGCAGCUCAUCUGAAGUUUGCAAUGUCCCAGGUUUAAGAACUACUUCGGAAGAGAUAUCAGUCAAGUCUAAGCAAGAUAAUCUAUGUAUAUUCAGCUUAAAUGCUUUGAGUUAUAGGCCAAUGAAGAAGAACGAAAGCUUAUGUGGGAGUAAGAAAGAGAAAAUUCCAGAUCCCUUUACCUCCUCAAAGUUUUUUCUCCCUUUCUUCCCUCCUUAUUCCCUCCCUUUCCCCUUUCCUCCUCUGCCACCAUUCCCUUCCUUUCCUUUACCUCCACUUCCUCCAUUGCCUCCACUGCCUCCACUGCCCCCACUGCCUCCACUGCCCCCUGUUCCAUUUUUUCCUUUCCCUACUUGUCCUAACCCACCAUCUUUACCAUUUCCUUUCCCACCUUUGCCUCCUUUAUUUCCUUCACCUCCAAGUCCAUCUCAACCAUCUGCACCACCUCCGCCACCCCCAUUUAGUCUCAGUGAUCCAAGGACCUGGAUACCCUAUGUUUCUCCAUUUUCUCCUCCACCGCCUCCGCCAUCAUCACCACCUCCAUUCAGUCUCAGCGAUCCAAGAACCUGGAUACCCCAUCUUCCUCCAUUUUCCCCUCCCCCACCUCCUGCUUUCGAUCCCCGAGACCCGAGAACCUGGAUUCCUAAUAUCCCUCCAUUUUCUCCUUCCCCACCUCCUGCAUUUGAUCCUAGAGACCCCAGAACAUGGAUUCCCCGUAUUCCUCCAUUUUUCCCUCCCCCACCUCCAUCAUUCGACCUUAGAGACCCCAGAACAUGGAUACCCCAUUUGCCACCAUCCCCUCCACAAGGCCCUCAAAAUCAAAAACCCUAAUAUUGUGCUUUGUUUUCCCUCCUCUUUACCACUACAAAUUUUCUUUCAAUAUGAUAUUGUUUGAUAUGUGCUUAUGUAUUUUUCCGGUGCCCUGUCCAUUCGGAAAAACAACAAACACCUUGUGUGCCAAUAUAAUUCAUGUACAGAAAACAAAAGGGGAUUUGUCUGUUAUUAAUAUGAUAAAUCAAGAAGCUGGAUAUCAUCAAUGUAUUAUUUCAUUAAUCUUCAAA